This is a messenger RNA of Hemisphaericaspora subhashii, 1551 nucleotides long. It is a transcript of the gene ALK8, whose product is annotated as Alk8p. Lineage: Eukaryota; Fungi; Ascomycota; Pichiomycetes; Serinales; Debaryomycetaceae. The transcript has a single exon. The record is from RefSeq and is a predicted model, not a curated record. Gene Ontology annotation, molecular function: iron ion binding; oxidoreductase activity, acting on paired donors, with incorporation or reduction of molecular oxygen, reduced flavin or flavoprotein as one donor, and incorporation of one atom of oxygen; heme binding. Bases 1 to 1551 code for a protein of 516 amino acids.
AUGUCAUUAUCAUCAGUUCUUAUAUCCAAUUGGUAUAUUGUAUUCACAGUAGUAAUCAUUUCCCAUAUAGUUGGGAAACGAUUAUAUGCCAAACAUUUAAUGAAAAAGUUUGGUGCUCAACCUUGUACUAAUAUAGAUUAUGAUGGUUAUCUUGGUUUUAAACUUGGAUUAAAAGCAUUAAGAACUAAAAGAGAAGGAAGAGCAGUAGAAUUCAAUAUUGCAAGAUUUAAAGCAAUGCCACAUCCUGAAGUUCCUACUUUUACAACAUAUAUAUUUGGUUUCCCAGUCAUUCAAACUAAAGAUCCAGAGAAUAUUAAAGCAAUAUUGGCUACUCAAUUUGAAGAUUUUUCCCUUGGUUUAAGAUUUAAGUUCUUUAAGCCAGUAUUGGGAUUAGGUAUUUUCACAGUAGAUGGUGAAGCUUGGAAACAUUCUCGAGCAAUGUUAAGACCACAAUUUACUAGAGAUCAAAUUUCUAGAAUUAAAUCAUUGGAACCACAUUUUAUUAAUUUAAAGAAACAUAUUGAUAAGAAUAAAGGACAAUUUUUUGAUAUUCAAGAAUUAUUCUUUAGAUUUACUGUUGAUUCAGCUACUGAAUUCUUAUUUGGAGAAAGUGUUUCCUCUCUUUGUGAUGAAGCUAUUGGAUAUAAUAGUGAACAGUUUGAUUUUGAUUGUAGAAAAGAAUUCCCAGAAGCUUUUAAUAAAUCACAAGUAUAUCUUGCUACUAGAUCAAUAUUACAAAGACUUUAUUGGUUAGUAGACAAUAGUGAAUUUAGAGAAUGUACCCGUAUUGUCCAUAAGUUUGCUGACCACUAUGUUCAAAAAGCUCUUGCUGCAACCAAAGAAGAAUUAGAAAAAGAAAGUGAUAAAUAUACAUUUUUAUAUGAAUUGGUUAAACAAACUAGAAAUCCAACGGUUUUACGUGAUGAAUCUUUAAAUAUCUUAGUUGCCGGUAGAGAUACAACUGCUGGUUUAUUAGCAUUUGCAAUCUUUGAAAUGGCAAGAAAUCCAGAUAUGUGGGCUAAAUUACGUGAAGAAAUCUUAACCAAUUUCCAAAAUAAUCUUGAAGAUAUCACUUUUGAAAAUUUAAAGAAAUGUGAAUACUUAAAAGCUGUCCUUAAUGAAACAUUAAGAAUGUAUCCUAGUGUUCCAAGAAACGGACGUAUUGCAACUAGAGAUACUACAUUACCAAGAGGUGGAGGUCCAGACGGUCAAUCACCAAUCUUGGUACGUAAAGGACAAGCAGUGGGUUAUGUCAUCAAUGCAACCCAUGUAGAUGAAACUUAUUAUGGUAAAGAUGCAGGUAUUUAUAGACCAGAAAGAUGGUUUGAAUCACAAGUUAGAAAAUUGGGAUGGGCAUUCUUGCCAUUUAAUGGUGGACCUAGAAUUUGUUUAGGUCAACAAUUUGCAUUGACUGAAGCUUCAUAUGUUAUGACUAUGUUGGCAUUGAAUUAUGAACAUUUACUGUUGGAACCAAGUAGUGAAUAUCCUCCAAAGAAAUUGUUACAUUUGACUAUGUGUUUAGAUGAUGGUGUUAACAUUAAGAUGGAAUAA